GCGUUUUUAAUUUUCUUGAGUGUAUUUUAAGCCUUUUCAGAUAUAUCAUUUGGCAGUCAUAUCUAUUUCAGUGAACAAGAUGGCGACUUAUGCAGUGUUAUUGAUAUUUGUUUGCUUGAUCCCCGGGAUACCGGCACCGAACAGUAAAAUGUGCCGGAAUUGUCAUCAUCUAGUCAGAAGUCUAGCCGAAUGUACAGAGAUACACCAUUGUGCAGAACCAUGUGUAACUGAAGUGUAUCUCAAAAAUGGACAUAACAUGUUUAGAUAUCGCUGCGGACAUCCGGAUGACUGUAACAACCACCAUCAAAAUCAACAUGGUCACAACUUGGGCCAGCUGCUUUGCAAGGAAUGUUGUGAUAGCACAGACUGUCAAAAAAGUGGAUGCGCUCAGUUCUUAACAACUACACCAUUUCCUACAACAUCACCACAACCAACAACCCAUGCUCCUGCCUCAGUUACAGCGACAACUGUAUUGGUCCCACAAACUGCUAUGGUCAAUGUCAGCCUAACACAGACGACAACCCAACCUUGCGUGGAUUUAGAUGACCCAAACUUUACCUGUGUAGAUAUGAUGAAUUACGGAUAUUGUAACCCUUCUGCUGGCGCCGGUUACGCCCUUGCUCAAAAGCGAUGUAGUAAAUCUUGUGGAUUUUGUCCAUAGGAAACAGUGAAAGGACGGUCGCAAGCAAAGCAAGACAUAUCAACUCGAUAUGAUUGUAAAAUCUGUAAAGAGCUAUUAAAUUUGUUCAAAGUGAA
Mercenaria mercenaria is the source of this 756-nucleotide messenger RNA. RefSeq lists its product as uncharacterized. Bases 80 to 661 code for a protein of 193 amino acids. Lineage: Eukaryota; Metazoa; Mollusca; Bivalvia; Venerida; Veneridae. The record is from RefSeq and is a predicted model, not a curated record. The transcript is spliced from 7 exons.